Messenger RNA from Varroa destructor (honeybee mite), 3089 nucleotides. RefSeq names its product WASH complex subunit 1-like. Lineage: Eukaryota; Metazoa; Arthropoda; Arachnida; Mesostigmata; Varroidae. Gene Ontology annotation, molecular function: gamma-tubulin binding; alpha-tubulin binding. The record is from RefSeq and is a predicted model, not a curated record. Gene Ontology annotation, biological process: exocytosis; Arp2/3 complex-mediated actin nucleation; endocytic recycling. Gene Ontology annotation, cellular component: WASH complex; recycling endosome; early endosome.
GGUGAGUGUCCAAACUGCUUAACCAGACACAGUCUUUAAGGGUUUUGUAGUUUCUGGGAUGAGAAACCACAGCCUACGAUGUUCUCAGCACAGCUGAUUAAUUGCUCACAGGGAUGCAAGCCAGGCACUAGUUGAGUUGGAAUGAGCGGUUUCACUCUAGUGGAGUUUAACAGAUACGUUGUGGAAUUGUAGCGUAAAAAUCGCAAUGUGCACAAAGCGGUCAAGGGGAUAUCGGUGAACGAUUUAGGUGAUGUAAAACUACACACCCGCAAUAAGUUCUCGUAUUUUGUGGUAGUGGGUGUGGUCAUAUCUUUGGAGAUAGUAAUUGCCAAAUAUCACGUAAAUGAGAAGUCGUUGAUUUCAAUGUCUGCAGUGUAUUUUUAAAUGUAAAUUUAAAUGUAAAUCUAAACAAGACUUUGAAGAGUCUAGUUUCUUGUUCAAUUAGUCAAUAUACGGAGAGAAACGUCUUAAAAAAGAAAGGCUCGUAAAAGCAAUUGUUUGCAACAAUAGCAGCAGCUGCGGUACACAGUACAGAGGUGAGUUUAUACGAAGACAACUGGACUGUUCAUAGGUGUGCACUAAACUCAAGCUCUAGUCAGCGCACUGAUUUGACACUACGAUGGUUGUCGACAUAAAUCCUGUGUACUACGACGUACCAUGGCCGUAUCUGGCAGCUUCCAUCGAUAUCCAGUUGGGGCAACUGGAGAAAGCAGGAACGGGUCUAGCAGGAGCUGUUCACCAGCGUGCUAUUGAAUACCAGCAAAGAGUGACAGAUAUUCGACGAAGAUUAGAGAUUGCCAGGAAAAAAAUUGAUCAAAUAGCCAAGGCUAAGCAGGGUAUUGUUAUGUACUCUCCAGGAACCUACCCGGUGUCAAAAGAGAAGCAAAAAGAGACCUUUAAGCGACUCUUCCCUAAAAGUCCGCUUGUAUGUGCUCCGGCAAUUGCCAGCAGUUUUAGACCCCUGACCUCAGGUCUCACGAAACUGAAAGAAGGCCUUCACUUUUUGGAUGUUUGCUCGCCUAGUGCCAGCUCCGACCCUUUAAAGCUUGCCCCACGAGGACUUGGGAAUAUCUAUAAACGAAAUCUACGUAGCGUAGCCGACCUGCUUAUUUUUAACACAACUAUAAAUCCGUAUUCGGUAGAGCCGGUCACAAAGGAUGUAGUGGCCGAACAACCUGAAAAGGUCAAUGGUGAUCCUAGUCAUGUCGUUCAAAUUACCAGCAGCUCCGAUCCCCAUGACUCCUCGCUUACUUUACUUACACUGAAAGAAUUAUCGAAUUCCCGUGGAAACUCUUUGGAAUAUCAGCCCGGGGCAGGAUCUACUCCAGAGCUUUUGUUACCGUCCGAUCUUCCUCUUCUAGAUGGAUUCGUUACAGACCUGCCCGAUCUUUUACCCAGUAUGAUUUUUGAUGGACCACGGAGCUCUUCCCCCAUGCAGCGUCCUAGGAUGCCUCUGGAUGACGGCGACAAUCAUGUGCAGUUGCCUGACAUUACCGAUGGUGAUCUCGUGGAAACGCCUCAGUCAACGACGUUCUUGCCGUCGCUUUCAAGUGUUACCUCGACGCCUCCGCCUCCGCCUCCUCCUCCGCCUCCUCCUCCUCCUCCUCCGCCUCCGCCUCCUCCCCCGCCUCCUCCUCCGCCUCUUCCACCUCCAUCUGCGACCAUAAUUAGCAAUACUAAUGGGGCGCCUUCGCCCCUAGUGGCUCCAUUGGUGAACGCCGAGACAGGCCCGGCGGCAUCUACCAGCCCUUCCGCUGCCCUUCCUGCUGUUCACAGCUCGCUUCUGGAAGCGAUUCGUAACAGUAACGGAAUAGCAGGGCUCCGAGAGAGAGCGAAGCUGACCGCUUCGAGGCGACCUGCGCCUAAAAAACCAGGUGGCGUAGCCCCAGUUAUAGACCACAUGGACGCACUAAAAGCACGUCUCAGCCAGCGUCGACGAGACAUCGGAAGUGGCAAUAGAAGCGCAGCAGCCCAGUCCGACGUGAUAAAAUACACACGGCAGGAAAACUGUGGAAUUAUAGGAGAACUCAUGGAUAAAAUUACUAAUCGGCCGCCAGACUCUGAUUCUGAGAAUUCGAACCAGGGUGACGACGACAUGUGGAAUGACUGACCGUCAAUCCGAAGAGAAGGAGCUUUUUAGAAAAAAACACACAUACACGGUGAAACAAAUAUUUCGGAACAGUUUAGUAAAAGUUAUAUACAAAUGAAUUUUUUAAAGCUGUCUAUAUACAUAACACGUGAUUCUAAAUUUUUCCGGGCAUUUCAAGAAUUUCUGACGUAAAUCAAAGCUGAUCGGUUAUAUUACGUAAUGCCAAUUUGCUCAUUGUCUCUGAAUUUAAUUAUAAUAAAUUAAAUUUUUUGGAGACAGUCGUAUACCACAUAACAGAACGGCUUUAGACCAUGAUAAGCGUUUUGUUUAUAGCCUUUGAUUUGUUACCGCACGGAUUAUUUUUAGCGUGCUGUGCAACUAUUAUUGGGAUUCUUCACAGGCCUUGGAAACAGACAUACGCAUGGGUAUUCAACUACGGUCUCCUAUUUUCAACGAACAUUGAUUUCGCUAAUAAAAAUUCAAUAUCAGGAUGAACAUGGGGUGUGCAACACAGGCAACUGAGUGUGAUAUAAAGGUAGCUUUUAUUGUUAUUACUAUUGUUCUAGAUAUUACUUGGUGAGCCCAUGCAAAACAGUUCACGCAAAUUUAAGUCUAGCUGAACCUCAUAGCAAUACAUGCAAUUGUUUCAAUAUACCCUGUUUAAUCUGCAGUCUCUCUUUGUUUUCAUGAUAUUUAUUAUGCUUUAUCCAAUACAAUUUGUAUUAACGUCUGGUAUUGCAGUUGUAUGUCGGUUAAAGCUCGUGUGUAGAAUAUAUGGAAAAAAACUUUGGUUGGUUAAUUUGUGGGUGGCAGUUUUUAUGAUGCCAAAAGCUGUGUAUAAGGAUGGUAUCGCAUACUAUCAACUAAUAUAGAUAUUGUAGAUAAUACAGUAUAAUUAUCGGACGAAGAAGGGACGUGUACUUGGCGCAUCUUUCGAGUAUAACUGAAAUCAAGUCAUAUCUGUAAAUGAUAAAUUUGUCUGAUACUGUUUUUUGGUAAU